This is a messenger RNA of Aedes albopictus (Asian tiger mosquito), 1041 nucleotides long. Its product is annotated as coagulation factor XII. Lineage: Eukaryota; Metazoa; Arthropoda; Insecta; Diptera; Culicidae. The record is from RefSeq and is a predicted model, not a curated record. The coding region runs from base 16 to 975 and encodes 319 amino acids. Gene Ontology annotation, molecular function: serine-type endopeptidase activity. Gene Ontology annotation, biological process: proteolysis. The transcript is spliced from 4 exons.
UUGGAGUUCGCCAAUAUGGUUGGAUCCCUGUGUUUCAUGUUUGCAUCGAUUUUAAUCAACAACGCAUUGGGCCAUCCGAUCGUUCACGGCGUACUGCCACGUGAUCCGACUCAGUUCAGUUUUGCUGUUUCUCUUCAGCAAGUUCUUAGGAAUGGAACAUUAGUGCAUUUUUGCGGCGGUACCUACCUGGGCCAGGGUUGGAUCUUGACGGCAAACCACUGCGUCGUUGGAAGUGACCCCAUUUCCGGAAUCUACGCAUACGUCGGUGGACUUCCUCUAUUGGAUUCGCAGCCAUUUGUGCGUCGUCCUGUUCGACAAGUAAUUAGUCAUCCGGAUUAUAAUCGUGUGACACUGGGCAGUGAUAUUGCACUACUACGAAUCGACGGAGCGGAUGGCUCUCUUCAACUGUUAGACAAAUUGGUACAAAGUAACCUUUUAUUGCCACCCAAGGUAGAUCAUCCUAGCAACAACAAUAUGGCUGGUGGUUUCAUUGGCGUUGGUGGAGAUGCUCUAAAUCUAGUCCAAUCUAGUUACAGUGGUCUCGGUUUCGACUACACAGCGGACCAGGAGCAAGAUGAGGAGUGCCACAUAUUUGGGUACGGAUCGGAUUCGUUCUACGGUCCAACGAGCGACCGACUGCAAUACGGUGGACCGAUACGACCGUUGUCUUUCGAUCGGUGCCUGCAAAUGCUUGGACCUGUGGUCGCCCCGGCCACGCCCAACUCUGGAAUGUUUUGUGCGAUCGGUCAAGCCGAUGCUUGUAGGGGAGAUUCCGGUGGCGGAUUGGUGUGCCGGCGGAAAAUUUGGGGACCUGUCGGAGACCGGGAAAGGCCCUAUACACUGCGGGGAAUCAUCUCGUAUGGAGCUGGCUGUGGGGCUCCGGCAUCACCCGGGGUCUAUACCGACGUCAGUUUCUAUCGGACGUGGAUCGACGAGCUGAUCGCAGCUUCCGAACUCGCGUCUCCAAAUGCUUAAUAUCACUGUCAAUGGAUUUUUGAUACACUUACUGUUUUACACCCUAAAAUCUAAAUCUAAAAUUUG